CUGCUCUGAGUUGCUGCAGGUUUAAUGGCAGGGUUCAGAGGCGUCGCGCGCCGUCACCUGUGUGUGGUGUGACUGCAUGACAGAAACGCUGAAACAUGACGUGAACGCACCGCAGCUCGUGCCAUGAUUUGACAUUUCCUGGACACCUCUUGCAGCUGGAGGGAGUCCAGAGAUGCUGCGGCUUGUCUGGCUGCCGGAGUGCCGCUGCGCCACAGCAGGCUGCUCCCUCCAGCUCUGCUGAAACUGGACCUGAUUGCCACCCUCUUAACGCGUCCUGCGGGGAUCGAACCGCCGCUGCACGCUCCACCGCCCGCAGGAUGGGGAGCAGCUUCUCCAGCCUGGCUGCCUUCCAGUCCCUGCACAUCGUCAUGCUCGGCUUGGACUCUGCGGGGAAAACCACCGUCCUGUACCGCCUGAAAUUUAACGAGUUCGUCAACACGGUUCCCACCAUCGGCUUCAACACGGAGAGGAUCCGGCUGGGCGGCGCGGGGGCCUCCAGGGGCAUCAGCUGUCACUUCUGGGACGUGGGGGGCCAGGAGAAGCUGCGGCCCCUGUGGAAGCCCUACAGCCGCUGCACGGACGGCAUCGUGUACGUGGUGGACUCCGUGGACGCGGAGAGGCUGGAGGAGGCCCGGACUGAGCUGCACAAGAUCACCCGCUUCCAGGAGAACCAGGGGACCCCGCUGCUGGUCAUCGCCAACAAGCAGGACCUGCCCCGGGCGCUGGACGUCGGAGAGAUCGAGAGGCAGCUCGCGCUGGCCGAGCUGAGCCCCUCCACCCCCUACCACAUCCAGCCUGCCUGCGCCAUCAUAGGUGAGGGACUGCACGAGGGCAUGGACAAGCUGUAUGAGAUGAUAGUAAAGAGGAGGAAGUCAGUGAAGCAGAAGAAGAAGAAGCAGUGAGUCCUUCCGUGGGAAUAAGAAGUUCCACAUCUCUGUAUCAGGUUUCUACACCAGGACGCUGUGGAUCAUGGAGGAAGCUUCCUGGAAUCAGUCCGUUCCAGGACUGUACAUCCUCCUA
Molecule: messenger RNA, 1020 nt
Organism: Melanotaenia boesemani (Boeseman's rainbowfish)
Lineage: Eukaryota; Metazoa; Chordata; Actinopteri; Atheriniformes; Melanotaeniidae
Product: ADP-ribosylation factor-like protein 4C
Exons: 2
Coding region: 318-902 (194 amino acids)
Biological process (GO): intracellular protein transport; endocytic recycling
Cellular component (GO): cytoplasm
Molecular function (GO): GTP binding; GTPase activity
Source: RefSeq, a predicted model, not a curated record